Molecule: messenger RNA, 946 nt
Organism: Melanaphis sacchari
Lineage: Eukaryota; Metazoa; Arthropoda; Insecta; Hemiptera; Aphididae
Gene: Aps
Product: diphosphoinositol polyphosphate phosphohydrolase 2
Exons: 4
Coding region: 310-768 (152 amino acids)
Biological process (GO): diadenosine hexaphosphate catabolic process; diadenosine pentaphosphate catabolic process; diphosphoinositol polyphosphate metabolic process
Cellular component (GO): nucleus; cytoplasm
Molecular function (GO): bis(5'-adenosyl)-pentaphosphatase activity; diphosphoinositol-polyphosphate diphosphatase activity; endopolyphosphatase activity
Source: RefSeq, a predicted model, not a curated record
UUUAAUAUAACUCAAAAAAUCUACCAUAUUUUGUCGUCUUAUGUUUAUAUAUUAUUAUAAUAUUAUAUACGUCUUUUAUACACGCGGGUAGAUUUUUAUUCGUCGUGAAGUAAAAGAAAAAGCCACAAUUGCUCGUUCAUAUUCCAAAAACACAAUCUUUAAAUUUAAAAGAAAAAUGUCAACUGUCGUUGAUACAUCUCAUAGUUUUACCUAAUUUAUUUUUCCAAACAAUCUACAUCUACCUAUUAUACUAAAGAUUUGUCUUUAGAAGUUUUUCCUACUUACGAGGACGUCAAUUAAUCAGAAAAAAUGAAAGAUAAACCGAAUUCAACUCGUAUUUAUGACGAGGAUGGAUUUCGCAGGCGAGCUGCUUGUAUAUGUGUACGCAAUGAUUCCGAUGAGGUGUUGUUGGUGACUUCAUCUAGUAGACCUGAACAAUGGAUCGUACCUGGUGGUGGUAUUGAACCUGAAGAAGAACCAAGUGCCACUGCUUUAAGGGAAGUAGUUGAAGAAGCUGGUGUUGUGGGCAGAUUACAUAGAAGACUUGGUACAUUUGAAGAUAGGACUCAUAUCAGACGACAUAGAACAGAUGUGUUUGUUAUGAUUGUAACUGAAGAAUUAGCCGAGUGGGAAGACUCUUUGGGCAUAGGUCGCAAACGGAAAUGGUUUAAAUUGGAAGAUGCACUAAAUAUGCUACGUUUACACAAACCCACUCAACACACGUACCUGGAAAGUUUUGCUCUCAAUAAACAAAAAGCAAACAUCUGAAAUAGUCAUCCUUUAAAUAAAUUAUUUGCUCUAAAUGGAAAAAAAAAAUACUCCCUAAAAUGUUUAGAUUAAAAGUAAUAUCAAUUUGCUAAUAGAUUUUAGUCUAUUUUUAAUCAAUGAAUUCAAUUUUAUGUUUAAUAUCAAGUUAAGUUUAUUUACUUUUAGAUAUAAGGGAAGA